Lasiosphaeria miniovina is the source of this 2420-nucleotide messenger RNA. RefSeq names its product peptidase C1B, bleomycin hydrolase. Gene Ontology annotation, cellular component: cytoplasm. Gene Ontology annotation, biological process: L-homocysteine catabolic process; response to toxic substance; proteolysis. NCBI's taxonomy places the organism in Eukaryota, Fungi, Ascomycota, Sordariomycetes, Sordariales, Lasiosphaeriaceae. The record is from RefSeq and is a predicted model, not a curated record. Gene Ontology annotation, molecular function: cysteine-type aminopeptidase activity. The transcript has 3 exons. Bases 447 to 2003 code for a protein of 518 amino acids.
UUCAAGAUUGGGUAAAAUUCGAGAUGGGAUUUGCGGGAUGUUUAGAGAACUGCGAUGACGGUCUUGGGUUAGGAAUCUAGUUCAGAUUUUGCAUUCCGAUGUAUAUGAACUGUAAUGGACGGAGUUGUUUGCCCGCCUGACUCCUUCCUAUCAGUAGUAGACGCGCGUGAGGGGCAGCUGAUUGUUCGCUCCAGUGCUAAAAGUGUAGCUUGCGUGAUAAGCCCCUCACGGCUCAAUCCACCUGCUCAAGUUGGGCAUGCUUAUGCCAUUUCAACUGCCGGCCGCCCACUUUCGUCGACUUUGAAAAGACUUCCUGUCCGUCCUUUUUCUGGAGGUUUAUUUGUUCACCUUUUGUUUGGUUUUGACUCUAUCCAAGUGUCUGGGGCCCUUUGAACAGAGCUAAACCCAAAUUGUCCGUGGAACGCGACCGACUUACACCUGCAUCGAUGGGUUCGUAUCUCUCGAAACUCCCUGCCGAAGGGGUUACUGUGCAUGAGAAGGCGGUCCUUCAGCGGCUUCGCAGUUUGCAGCUGGAAGACAACAGCGUUGAGGAGGGCUAUGUCUACGUCGAUGACAGCAAACUGGAGAAGAGCGAGAAGGCGGCCCAGGCUAUCUCCAAGUCCCGUCGCCCCGAGCCCAUCUCUGUCGUCCGCGCCGAGGAAUGGCAGGACGCCCUCCUUAGGGACCCAAAGAACAGACUCGCUCUCUCGGCUCUCAGCGCUGCCAACCCUCGCUCCGUCUUGACGUCGCGGGCUGCCAAGAUCUCGGAGCAGCAGGUGUUCAACGUCAAGAUUCCCUUCGAGGGCGGGCCGAUCACAAACCAGCGGCAGUCGGGGAGAUGCUGGAUCUUCGCCUCGACCAACGUCUUCCGCGUGGCCCUGAUGCAGAAGUACGGCCUCGACGAGUUCGAGCUCUCGCAGGCCUACCUGUUCUUCUGGGACAAGUUCGAAAAGAGCAAUUGGUUCCUGGAGCAGAUCAUCUCGACAGUCGACGAGGACCUCGACUCCCGUCUCGUGCAGACGCUGCUUCACGAGCCUCUGAGUGAUGGUGGGCAGUGGGAUAUGAUCUACAACCUCGUAUCCAAGUACGGCCUGGUGCCCCAGACACUGUAUCCCGACAGCUUCAACGCCAGCUCGAGCAGCGUCAUCAACAGCAUCAUCUUCACUAAGCUGCGGGAGGACGGACUCAUCCUGCGGAAGCUGCUCAGCAGUUCUUCCUCGUCGACCAUGGCGGCGGCCGUCUCGGACGCCAAGACGCGCAUGCUGAAGGAGAUCCACACGAUCCUGACGCUGACGCUGGGCCCACCGCCGAGCCGCGACGACGAGUUCGCGUGGUCGUUCACGGACAAGGCCGGCAAGGCGCGCACCGUGCGCGCGACGCCGCGCGCGUUCGCCGCCGACAUCUACAGCUCCAGCUUCCGCAUCACAUCAGACACGGUGGCCAAGAUGGUGUCGCUGGUGCACGACCCGCGCCACGAGCCGCUGACGCUGCUGACGGUCGACCGGCUGGGCAACGUCGUGGGCGGGCGCGCCGUCACGUACGUCAACGUGGACGUGGCGGCGCUGAAGGCGGCGUGCGUGGCCAUGCUCCGCGCGGGGCUGCCCGUGUUCUUCGGGUCCGACGUCGGCAAGUUCAGCGACUCGGCGCUCGGCAUCAUGGACCUGGCGCUCGUCGACUACGAGCUCGGCUUCAACGUGUCGCUGCUCGGCAUGGACAAGGCCGCCCGCCUGCGCACCGGCGAGUCCCAGAUGACCCACGCCAUGGUGCUGACCGCCGUGCACGUCGACGAGGCCUCGGGCGCGGCUGUGCGCUGGCGCGUCCAGAACUCGUGGGGCACCGCCGCCGGGUCCGACGGCUGGUUCGUCAUGAGCGACGCCUGGAUGUCCGAGUUCGUCUUCCAGGCCGUCGUCGACCCAAAGUUCCUGAGCAAGGACGUGCGCGAGGUUCUGGAUAGCGAGCCGACGGUGCUGCCCCUGUGGGAUCCCAUGGGUUCGCUAGCCUAGGUUGGGCACAUGUGUGAAGAUUAGGAGGCACAUCUGCGUUGUCGUUGUUUUCUUCUCCUUUCUAUCCAUCCGACGCUUCCUUUGUCCGAUGUAUCAGUUACUUGGGGGUUCGCGAUGCCGGACUGCUGGGUUGCGUCGAGGAUGACCUGAAUGAAGAAACGAAUAUCUCCAAGUGGCAGCGAAUCGAUGUCUACGUACUACCUGAUAUGCUUAGGUGACUACCUGAUAUGCUUAGGUGGACAAUGUUUUUUGUCCUUCGGCGUUUAUUGCCACUAUACCUAUGCACCUAGCUAUUUCUUGAUUCCGGAUUUGCUAUUCGUGUUGAAGCAUUCUUCAUGGUUCAUUCAUACAGCUUCACUGCCUGACUACGAUUGAUUUUACGUGGCUCCUUCACUUGGACGCAUUCACAUAUUUUCG